AUGUCCAAGCAGGUGUUUUUGAACGGUGGAGUGCGGCAAUGCUUGAAGCAUACCCUCUUUAUCACUAAAGUCAAGCUUCUGUAUGACAAAAUUACUUUGAACCGAUUCACAACAUUGUAUUUUUUCAGCGCAGUCCUUGGUUGCUUUAUCUUAACAUCAUUGCAAGCCGUUAGCCUGGCUCAUGAUUCUGAGGCUUGUUCUGCCCUUUCUUCCGUAAUCGAAGGAUCCCCACGUUUAGAUGGACUAGCCAUUCUCAAAGGCAAUGCCAUCGAACUGUGCUCCGGCCUUCCAGACCAAUCCGGUACCGUCUGUGUUAAUGCUCUCAAAUUGCAAAACAGCCUGAGGACAGCAAGUUUGACCGGUAGAGAUGAAGAGGUCGAGGAUGACGAUGAUGAUGAUGAUGUGUAUGAGUCUGAUGUUGAGGAUUCGGACGACGAAGACGACGAUGAGGAUGACGGGGAUAAGGAUGAGGAUGAUGAUGACGACGACGACAUUCCUGUCGGUGAUCAACUGGACAAAAUCGACAUCUCUCUCCCACCCAUUGGAGCGCCUGUCCCGUCGUCAACCAACUUUCCUUUAACAGGCUUUGAAACUUUAACCAUUUCUGAUAUUUUUCAGACAAUCGUGACCAAGAUUCCCCUUCCUUCUCUUUCUAUAACUUCUGAGAUUUCAAGUGGAGUUCCAAUAACAUCAAUUUCCCCAACCGUAGCCUCAACUACAAUAUUCGCAUCCAGCUCAAGCAUCGCCCAAACGACAUCUAGUCGUCUAUCCCAGUCAAGCACCAGUUCUGUUCCUGGCCCUGUCAUAACUGGAACCCCGACAUCAUCAUCUUCGAUAGAUAUAUCAUUUACAACAGCUUCAACUACGACUUCUGCAGCGAUCCCCCAGGCAACUAAGCAGCGCGCCACGGAUGACUUCUUUGAAGUCCGUGAUGAAUGCCUUGUUUCUGUCAUGUGGCUGAAUGACAUUUUGCACGACGCACGACGCGAAGAUAUCGUCCUUUUUGUUUUCCAAUUUUGGCUUUUACUUCUGUCGUUCGUUACCAUUUUGAACGAAUCGAUCCCUCACCUUGGAGCAGGACUGUUGGGCCACCUGCUGGGCACCGCCUGGGCGGCCUACAGGGUACACUUCACAAAGAGUCUUAUGGAUCAAUAUCGCAAUGAAAUAAUCCCAAAUGCGUGUGACGGACGAGACUUCAUGGGAAAUUGGUGGGAAGAUAGUAUCAAGUUCAUUCUUCCACUCGUGGUUUUUCAAUCACUUGCCUUACUGGUGGUAGCAUAUCUAUCUUAUAAGUUGUUUAAAGUGUAUGCACAUCAAACUUUCAACCGUGCCGGCGCAUCACCAAAGGUCAACAGAAUUUAUAAGCUUGUUCUGAUGUUUUCCGUCUGUCUUCAAUUAUCGUCAUUUAUCUCGGUCGCUUCAGCAGGCAUGUGGAUCAACAAAGUCAGUCACGGUGCUCUUGCAGUGUUGGCGAAGCACGCAAAAUUAUAUCUGGCUGGUUUCAUCGUGACUUUGGUGCUUCAAAUUCCUUGGCUUAUCAUCGGAUGGGUGUGUGUUCGACGUGAAUGCCGCAUCAGAUUUUUUAUAUUUUGCUUCAUCUCUACAACUGCAUUUUCGCUUUCUAUUACCAUGUUCUCGAGCAAUAUUUAUCGCUAUAUCUUUUCGACGUGGCCCUUCUUUGCCACCAUCACAAUCACGGCGUUCGUCCUUUUGGUUGGGACAACGGUUUUGGGGAUAAUAUGCCGGUUACACUUUGGAGAAGGUCUUGCUCAUUAUCUUCAAGUCACUGAAGCCUUGGAAGGCGUCAACUUUACACCCGUCUAUUUCACUAACGACUCGAAAAGCGACAUUGAGAAGCCUGAAAUUGUACCCCAGCUAACAAGACUUACCCCCGAUGGCAAACAUGUCGUCGAGCUCCCGGUACCCAUUUAUGCCACUAACCCGGCCGGCACCCGGGGUGUCUCAGUUUAUUCCGACACGAAUGCGUCGCCCAUAUUACUUUCGUCGUCGCCGCCUCUCGAGUCAGACCUCAUAUCCAACAAUAGAUCGUCGAUGUUUUCGCGCGUUCUGAAGAGGUUCUCGUCUCGUGUCCCUUCACCCAGUGCGCAAAGUUUCAAAGUCGAGCCAACACCGUCCAGGAAAAACGGUCUCCUUUCCCCCGAUGCCGCCUCGCGCAGCAUCAAACAUACGUCUAUGCAGUCAGAAAAGGUUCUUUCCAGCCUAAAUGGCUCCAGAUUGACCCCUCCUUCUUCGCCCAUGGAAACUUUGUCUGUCGUCUCAUAUGGCUCUAAUCAGCCGUCGAUCUCUAGUGAUAGGUCUGCCGACACUCAUAGGAGUCGGGGUCCUCCCCCUGUCAGAGGAUUGCCAGCCAAUCCUCGUUCUCGUUCUUUCGUCUAG
Molecule: messenger RNA, 2397 nt
Organism: Psilocybe cubensis
Lineage: Eukaryota; Fungi; Basidiomycota; Agaricomycetes; Agaricales; Agrocybaceae
Exons: 12
Coding region: 1-2397 (798 amino acids)
Cellular component (GO): Golgi apparatus
Source: RefSeq, a predicted model, not a curated record